AUGACGACGAGUGGGGGCGCUGCACGCAUGGUACCAAAGCCGGUGGACGAUCCGGAGGUGGCGCCAGCGGUGGAGGCGGAGCCGUGGCCAUGGCCGGUGAGGGAGAAGGUGUGUCACCAGGCUUUCCUCACCGGCAGCCUGAUGACGCUGCUGCUCCUCGCGUGCUUCGUCCUCGGCCGGGAGAGCGCGUCGUCAGCGAUCGACCUCGCCAAGCUCACAGCCAUGAACAAUGGAACAGCAGGGCUUACGACGAACACUCCUCAUAGCCGCGGCGAGCUUCUCGGCGGGCUUCUCCCGGCGGGCAUGGACCAGUGGGCAUGCCAGAGCCGGUACGAGUCGUGGCAAUACUACAAGCACUUCCCGUACGCGGCGUCGCCGUACCUCCAGGGCAAGCUGCGCGCCUACGAGGCUCGGCACCGGUGGUGCGCCCCCGGCACGCCGCUCUACGCCAAGUCCGUGGAGCAGCUCCGGUCCGGCCGCAGCGCCGAGGGCAUGGAGUGCACCUACGUCGUGUGGCUCCCCUUCGACGGCCUCGGCAACCGCAUUCUAUCCAUGCUGAGCGGCUUCCUCUACGCCCUGCUCACCGAUCGCGUCUUCCUCGCCGCCUUGCCGCCGGACUCGGCUGACCUCUUCUGCGAGCCGUUCCCGGGCACGACGUGGCGGCUCCCGGUGGACCACGACUUCCCCAUCAAAGACCUGGUCCCGCGGGGGCAGCACAUCGACAAGUCGUACACGAGGCUCCUCGACGCCAAGGUGGUCGGCCCGGACGCGAACGCGACGGCGGGCGUGCCGGCGUACGUGUACCUGAGCAUGGGGUGGCAGCUCAAGGACUCGCUCUUCUUCUGCGGUGAGCACCAGCUCGUGCUUGCCAAGGUCAACUGGCUGCUGCUGUACAGCGACCUCUACUUCGCGCCGUCGCUGUAUGAGGUAGCCGAGUUCCAGGACGAGCUUGGGCGACUGUUCCCGGAGAAGGAGAGCGUGCACCACCUCCUGUCCCGGUACCUGCUUCACCCAGCCAACCCCGUGUGGAGCUUGGUCAUCAAGUACUACCGCUCGUACCUGGCUCCGGCGACACGGAGGAUCGGCGUUCAGAUCAGGAUGUACGGCCACUCCUCAAUCCCGGCCGAUGACAUGUACAACCAGAUCCUCAAUUGCUCCAGUCAGGAGCACAUACUACCGGAAACCACCAACGACGAUGACAAGGCUGUGACGCCGACCGCGGUGACUGGCGGCGAUGGCAAUGGCUCCAACAACUCCACGGCCAUCUUCAUCGCGUCGCUGUACUCCGACUACUACAAGAGGCUGGGGUCGAGGUACUCCACGCCGCACGUGGCGAAGGGCGGCGGCGCGACGAGGGUAAGCGUGUUCCAGCGGACACACGAGGAGCGGCAGGCGACUGAGAACCUGGCGCACAACCAGAAGGCGCUCGUGGAGAUAUACUUGCUCAGCUUCUCCGAGGAGCUGGUCACAUCCGGCCUGUCCACGUUUGGGUACGUCAGCAGCGGCCUCGCCGGCAUCCGGCCAGCGAUCCUGCUCACCGCGUUCAACCACAAGGUUCCUGAGACGCCGUGCCGGCGGGCAGUGUCCAUGGAGCCCUGCAACCUCACGCCGCCCCGGGGCCUCAAGUGCCGGGACAAGCCCGCUAACGAGGAGGACCUGGCACGCCAUAUCAAGGUCUGCGAGGAUUUCAAGGAUGGGGUCAAGUUUUUUGACUAG
This is a messenger RNA of Miscanthus lutarioriparius, 1716 nucleotides long. Lineage: Eukaryota; Viridiplantae; Streptophyta; Magnoliopsida; Poales; Poaceae. The record is from the annotation of a GenBank genome assembly.